AGUCAACUUAACCAUGACUAAACUCAUUGUUCUUCUCAUCUUCACCCUUUUCAUCUCCACAACAAUAACCAUGGCUUCAGGUGGCCGAUACAUUCCGACCGAUGACGUCAUCAAACACCCAGAUAUGUUCUUCUCUAACGACCGCGGCUACCUAAUCCCGGGUCUUGGUCGAGGGAUUAACCCCGAGUCCAAGAAAGGGUUCAACCCUUUCACUUACAAUCCUAUUACUGGCAGUAACAAUGGAUUCCCGGACCUCCCUACUUUUGGUGGCGGCAGCUAUAUGCCAGGCCGUGAUGGUGAUGACGUAUCGGCCCCGGGUCCAAGCCCUGAAGGGAGUGGCGGGUUUCCUUGAAGGAACCUCAACUCUAUACAUCCAAGUCUAGAAAGGAACGAGCAUCGAAAUAUGACAAUAAUUUCGUUCGUUUAAUUUGUUUGUCUUUGUACUUCCAUGAUUCAAUAAGAAUGUUAGA
Cynara cardunculus var. scolymus (artichoke) is the source of this 470-nucleotide messenger RNA. RefSeq names its product putative cell wall protein. Bases 14 to 352 code for a protein of 112 amino acids. NCBI's taxonomy places the organism in Eukaryota, Viridiplantae, Streptophyta, Magnoliopsida, Asterales, Asteraceae. The transcript has a single exon. The record is from RefSeq and is a predicted model, not a curated record.